Molecule: messenger RNA, 766 nt
Organism: Danio rerio (zebrafish)
Lineage: Eukaryota; Metazoa; Chordata; Actinopteri; Cypriniformes; Danionidae
Source: RefSeq, a predicted model, not a curated record
GUAAUGGUAACAGGAGGAAAGAUUAAAAUACAAAUAUGCCAACAAGCUCUGACUGAAACUGCAAGAUCUGCAGUUAUGAUACAAUGGAAACUUUACAAACUUCUUAUCACUUCCUGUUUAUAACUUCUGAAUUGGUUCACAUCCUCUCUACAUUCACUUCACUGACAUUCAAAGCAACGGAGCACAGCAAAGAAAACCACAAUCAAAAGAAUGGAUCGCAGGCAGAGAGCAUCUGAGGCUGUUGUGAUGUUGCAGCCUCAGCAUCCACAUGCAUAUUAUCCAUCCAGCUCAGGCCAGUCAGUCCAGCAAGGCCCCUACAAUCAAGGGCCACUUCCAGGACAAACUGUGGUCACGAUGCAGACUGAAGAUUUUGAGCCCGCCGCACCACUGUCGGAUCACUUGUGCUACUCCAUCUUCACCAUGCUUUGCUGCUGCAGUCCUCUGGGCAUCGCAGCGCUGGUAUUUUCCCUCUCUACCCGAAAUGCCAACGGAGCUGGACACAGAGAAUUAGCUGUGAGGAACUCCAAAACGGCACGCACCCUGAAUAAUACCGCCUGUUGUCUUGGCAUUGUUUUGAUUGUAUUUAUUGUUGUCUUUGAGUUAGUGUUACUUGAAAAACUAAAAAACCUAAAUUAUUUGGAAAAGAAUUCCCAAAACUGAGUUGAUGUCAUACUGUAAAGCAAAUACGCAUAAAUUACAGUUUUUUUUUAUUUUGUUAAACAUGUUUUUAUUUUCCCCCUAUAUAUUUAUGCUUUGAGUUGCAUUA